AGCUCUCCCCGGCGCCCCCAACUUCAUCUCCUUCCAACAUCAUCAAACAAUUUAUGACCAUGAACGCGUGCAAGAGAAUGUUGCCCGGCCUGCGCUCCGUCGCAACCAAGUCGGCAUUUGUCCCGGCGCGGAGCUUUUCGGUCUCUCCCUUCAUGAAGGAAGCGGCGCACACUCUGCCUACGAAGAAGCCCGUGGGCGCGUUUCGCGGAGGUCUGUUCGGAUUCCUUACUGGCGCGAUGGCUGCCAGCGCUGGAGUCUACUUCUAUGUCCUGGGCGAGUACAGGAUCGCGAACGAGAUGCUGACAGAAGAUAUCAUCGCUCUUCAAGGAGCUACACAAAAGCUGCAGACGUACAUUGGUGAACUAGAAAGGAAGGUGGACCAGUUGCAGAAGAAGAAAUAAGCUUGAACAUUCUCAUUAAUGCUGAACUUAUUACCCCGUUCAUUCAAUUCUUCCAUUUGUUUGCUCUGCGACAUUCAUAUUCCCUUUUGCUGUUCUACCGCGCAAUUUCAUCCUCGGUUCCCAGCAUCAAUCAUGUUGUUUUAGUUCCAAUUGCAGGGUCUGGCACAGAUGAGCGCCAGGAGUAAAACAGCGACAGAGGAUCGCGUAAUGAACCAACAGCCCUGUAUACGAACAGUAUUUAUCUAUAUGUACACUAAUACCAG
Molecule: messenger RNA, 664 nt
Organism: Aspergillus neoniger CBS 115656
Lineage: Eukaryota; Fungi; Ascomycota; Eurotiomycetes; Eurotiales; Aspergillaceae
Exons: 4
Coding region: 60-401 (113 amino acids)
Source: RefSeq, a predicted model, not a curated record